AAGCGCACAGCUCGGGGCUGCAGUCUGUUUGAGGUCGGGAUGGUGAUAGGAGUCCCUGGAUUUGACAGCGCGCACUGCGAGAGGAGCAGCUUUACGCACGAGCAACAUUUGGCCGCACCCGCGCCAGAGAAGGAGCCCGGGUCUCAUGGUGGGUGCUUCCUCCGCCGGUGAAGCACUGGCCGAUUGAAUGUCACCUCCGCCGCUCUCCAUGGAUUACGGAAAGGCCAUGGCCCCUCCGGUGCCCCCGCACAACCCGCACAACCCGCACAACCCGCAGCCCGCCCGGCCGGGGCAGCCGCAGGAGCGGUUGCUGAAGUGCGUCCUGCUCGGCGAUGGAGCGGUGGGCAAAACCAGCCUGGUGGUCAGCUACACGACGAACGGAUACCCGACCAAAUAUGUCCCCACUGCGUUUGAUGACUUCUCGGCUGUGGUUCAGGUGGAUGGAAACCCGGUGAGACUACAGCUGUGUGACACUGCAGGACAGGACGAGUUUGAUAAACUCCGGCACUUCUGCUACAGUCGGACAGACGCCUUGCUGCUGUGCUUCAGUGUGGUCAGCCCUGCCUCCUUUCAGAACGUCUGGGAGAAGUGGGUGCCCGAGAUCCGACGCCGCUGCCCUCUCACGCCCGUCAUCCUCGUGGGCACACAGUGCGACCUGCGGCAGGACGUCAAGGUGCUGAUCGAGCUGGCGAGGCGGAGGGAGCUGCCGGUGCAGGAGGAAGAUGCCAGAGCGCUGGCGGAAAAAGCAGGGGCUGUGACGUACAUUGAGUGUUCAGCACUGACGCAAAAGAAUCUGAAGGAGGUGUUCGACGUGGCCAUCGCCGUGGGGCUGCGGCACUCUGACAGGAGAGCCCGACGGGAGAGGAAGGUCCGCAGCACAGCGGAUAAGAUGAAGAUGCUCUCCAAGUCCUGGUGGAAAAAGUACGUGUGCGUCCAGUAGUGACGGAGGAGAUUCAUUUUCCUGUGACCGAUACAAAACUGGAACUGCUGACUUGUCUGAAGGGGCUAACAUGGAUGUACGAACUUCUAUUUUUACAUACAACUGGACGACCCCAGAUGUGCCGGCCAGAGCAGCUUUAAUUCAGUGGAACAACAGAUCAACAGAGGCGGCUGCAGAGUGGUUUCAGGUCUGGCAUGGCUUCUCCCUGACCAUUAAAAUCCAGUAGAUGCCCGAAAGACAGAGACCAUGAGGCUGUAACCACUGUCUGCUGCUCAGAGCCAGACUCAACUGUUAAAUAUGACUGUGACCAGCGCUCAACCAAAAAUUAUGGAGCUAAUAAACAUUUACGGCACAAGGACUGCAAAUCAUACUGAUCUGGUCCAAAGGAAAUGUGAGCUGGACUUGGAGGGGAGGUGUUCAGGCGGCGAUGUUAUGUACUAAAAGUAUACUCCUCCUUUUUAUUCCGAUUUGAUGCCUUACUUUAAAAAAAAAAAGUAUAUUACUUUAUGUUCUACACUGUAAUCCA
Pleuronectes platessa (European plaice) is the source of this 1466-nucleotide messenger RNA. RefSeq names its product ras homolog family member Ub (gene rhoub). The record is from RefSeq and is a predicted model, not a curated record. The transcript has 3 exons. Bases 188 to 940 code for a protein of 250 amino acids. Gene Ontology annotation, molecular function: GTP binding; GTPase activity. Gene Ontology annotation, biological process: small GTPase-mediated signal transduction. Lineage: Eukaryota; Metazoa; Chordata; Actinopteri; Pleuronectiformes; Pleuronectidae.